Messenger RNA from Lepisosteus oculatus (spotted gar), 558 nucleotides. NCBI's taxonomy places the organism in Eukaryota, Metazoa, Chordata, Actinopteri, Semionotiformes, Lepisosteidae. The record is from RefSeq and is a predicted model, not a curated record.
CUGCACUGAGAGAGAGAGGGGUUAAUACAGACACACUGACUGGACACUCCAGUACACGAACACUGAGAGAGAGGGCGGUUACACAGGGAUCUCACGGAGUGGAUGCUGUGGUUCUUUAAGAGCCGCUGGGACAGGGUGGGGAGUGUCGGGUGUCAGGGAGCGAGCAGGAGGAGGGACAGCUGUGCUCAAGUGGAGUCCCACACAGUCGGUCUAGCGGAUCGCGCUGGAGAGAUCGGCGAGCGCUGGGGCCUCUCUGACAGUGCUGCUGAGAUCCGUCCGCAUCGCGCAGUCUGCCAGUCUCUCCUCAGGAUGAGUGAGGCGGAUCGUCUGAGUCAGGCCUCCAGUGUGGCCACAGUGUCCUCUCUUCCUGCUGGGAGCAAGGCUUCUGUCUCCAAAGUACACAGUUUUGGGAAGAGGGGCCUGUCAGUGAAGAGAGACCCCAACUGCCCCGUCAUCAUCAGGGGGUGGCUGUACAAACAGGACAGCUCAGGACUGAAGCUGUGGAAGAGAAGAUGGUUUGUUCUGUCAGAUUACUGUCUCUUUUACUACAGAGGUUAG